UGGAAGCAGAGGCAGCUCUGGGAUUCAGACACUUCGACUCUUUACCACUCGGGAGUUUGUUUGGAUUAUUGAACUCUUAUAACUUUGUUGGAUUUCAACUUGAGGCUACAUUUCGAGAGGAAAACAAGAUGUCAAGGAAAAGUGUUCCAGGAUGUUUCUCUAGAAUGGUAUGGAAAAAACAUUUUUUCAAAGAAACCUGCUGCCAGUGUGGUACUCCAGACACUGAAAUCCAGAAUGAAGAGCUGGAGAAGAGAGGAAAAGUAAAGAAAAGAAAGAAGAAAAAUGAAAAUAAACGAGUGAUCGUCUCCAACUUGAGCUUUGGAAGUAAGAAGUGGAAGGAAAAUCCGAACAGAUACUAUGACUCCAAUAAAAUUAAGACUACAAAAUAUACCAUCUUGACUUUCCUCCCUAAAAAUAUCUAUGAGCAGUUUCACCGCUUUGCUAAUAUUUAUUUUGUGGUCAUUGCACUGCUGAAUUUUGUGCCCAUCGUGAAUGCUUUCCAACCAGAAGUUUCUAUGAUCCCAAUUUGUGUUAUAAUGGCCAUGACAGCCAUUAAAGAUGCUUGGGAGGACUUCCGGCGGUAUAAAUUAGACAAAGAAAUCAAUCACAUGGGAUGCUACAUCUACAGCAGGGAAGAACAUGCUUAUGUUGAGAAAUGCUGGAAGGAUGUCCGAGUGGGGGACUUUGUGCAGCUGCAGUGUAACGAGACCAUCCCAGCUGAUAUCCUACUGCUGUACUCCUCUGAUCAGAAUGGGGUCUGUCACUUGGAAACUGCCAACCUCGACGGGGAGACCAACCUUAAACAACGACAAGUUGUGAUGGGCUUCUCCAGCCAGAAUGCUUUGUUUGAACCCGAACUUUUCCAAAACACCAUCAUCUGUGAAAUGCCUAACAAUGAUCUCAAUAAAUUCAAAGGGUACAUGGAGCAACCAAAUCAUGAACGGGUUGGUUUUAACAUUGAAAGUCUCUUGCUUCGUGGAUGUACAAUCAGAAACACUGAGGCUGCAGUGGGAAUUGUUAUAUACGCAGGUCAUGAAACUAAGGCCAUGCUAAAUAACAACGGUCCUCGUUACAAGCGCAGCAAGAUAGAGCGACAGAUGAAUAUGGAUAUUUUCUUGUGUGUGGGACUCCUGUUUGUGAUGUGUCUUGUUGGAGCUGUAGGUCAUGGCAUUUGGACCAGAAACUUCUCAGAGCAUCCACCUUAUGAUGUCCCAGAUGAGAAUGGCAAUUUUUUGUCUCCAUUUCUUGCUGGUUUCUACAUGUUCUUGACAAUGAUAAUCCUGUUGCAGGUUUUAAUCCCCAUUUCUCUUUACGUGUCCAUCGAGUUAGUCAAGUUGGGCCAAGUUUUCUUAAUUCACAAUGACAUUGACCUGUAUGAUGAAGAAACAGAUUUGCCCAUACAGUGCCGUGCCCUAAAUAUUCCUGAAGAUCUUGGACAAAUCCAGUAUAUCUUCUCAGACAAAACUGGGACACUAACAGAAAACAAAAUGGUAUUCCGACGCUGUACUGUGGAUGGAAUUGAAUUUUCACAUCAGGAAAAUGCCAAGCGCCUGGAAACCCACAAAGAGUUGGAUUUAGAUAAUGAGGACUUUGCAAAACUUCAGCACCUCACUCUUCCUCCAAUUAAUAUUGAGACACCAGGCACUUUAAAGCAGAGGACCACAAGACCUUUAAGGAGGUGCCAGAGUGCUAGGGCUCAUUUUCAGGGGCAUACAAGGAACAGGUCGCUGGGUCGUCGUGACAGCAACCAGUCUCAAGUGGCAUUCAGCAGCCCCAUUGAAAAGGAUGUGACUCCUGAUAGCAGGCUGCUGAGGCGAGUGAGAGAAGCUGCGCUCCAAACUGAAAACCUUUCUCCUUUUAUACAUAUGAAGACUUCCACAACUCUUACUGACUUUUUUCUUGCCCUUGCCAUCUGCAAUACAGUCCUGGUCUCCACAGCUACUGAGCCAAGACAAAGGGUCACAGUACCACCACCAAUAAAACCUUCAGGAAUCACCCUGGAGAAGAUUCACCAGAUAUUUCAGAGGCUAAAAUUAGCAAGCCUUAGUCAGUCUUUUUCAUCGUCUCAGUCUAGCUCAGACCUAGGUGCUAGCUUAAGUGCAAGGAACACAGAGGAGCAGCUUGCUGCAUUGGAUUGCUGUGACAAUGACGACUGCUGUGCCAGCGGUAGAGAUGAUGGACUCCAGGGAAAGGACGGCACCGAUAUUGGUAGUGCUUCCUUGGAUGAAGUUUUCAAAUCUGUGACUAACAGUUCUUUGCCAACAGAUUUUUGUUAUGAGGCUGAGAGCCCAGAUGAGGCAGCGCUUGUCUAUGCUGCCCAGGCAUACAGCUUUACUUUAGUGUCCCGAACUCCUGAGCAGGUGACCGUAAGGUUGCCACAAGGCACACUCCUGACUUUUGAUAUUCUCUACACUUUGGGAUUUGACUCAGUAAGGAAAAGGAUGUCUGUAGUGGUGAGACACCCUCUAACCAAAGAGAUUGCUGUCUACACAAAAGGAGCUGACUCUGUUAUAAUGGACUUGCUGGAAGACUCUGCCAAAGAUGACAUUAGCACAGAGAAGAGAAUGAAAAGAAUAAAAGAAAAAACACAGAAGCAUCUGGACUACUAUGCCCGUGAUGGCCUACGAACUCUCUGCAUAGCUAAGAAGGUCUUGAAUGAAGAUGACUUUCAGAAAUGGGCCAAUUUUCGUCGGGAGGCAGAAGCUGCAAUUGACAACAGAGAUGAGCUGUUAAUGGAGACAGCACAGCAUCUGGAGACCAAACUCACCUUGCUGGGAGCAACAGGGAUUGAGGAUCGGCUGCAAGAUGGAGUGCCUGACACUAUUGCAGCUCUUCGAGAAGCCGGGAUACAGAUUUGGGUGCUGACAGGAGACAAACAGGAAACAGCAGUUAACAUUGCAUAUUCCUGUAAACUCUUGAACCAAAGAGACACUGUCUUCACCAUUAACACUGAAAGUAAGGAAACCUGUGAAUCUCUCUUGAAUUUAACCUUGGAAGAGGUGAGGAAGAACUAUGAGGUUGAAAAACCACGGAGGAAAUUUUUUGGCAUUAUCCCAACAUCUUUUGCAGCCUCUGAGGCUCCAAGCCCUGAAUUUGGGUUGGUGGUCGACGGGCGGACACUGAAUGUCAUCUUCCAGGGGGGCCUGGAGGAGAAGUUCCUGACACUGACAAAGCACUGCCACUCAGUGCUGUGUUGCCGUUCCACACCUCUUCAGAAGAGCAUGGUGGUCAAGCUCGUCCGGAGGCAGCUUAACGUGAUGACCCUGUCGAUAGGUGAUGGUGCAAAUGAUGUAAGUAUGAUUCAAGCAGCUGAUAUUGGAAUUGGGAUAUCUGGCCAAGAAGGCAUGCAGGCUGUCAUGGCUAGCGACUUUGCAAUAUCCCGAUUUAAGCAUCUCAAAAAACUGCUUCUCGUCCACGGACAUUGGUGUUAUGCUCGCCUGGCAAAGAUGGUGAUUUACUUCUUCUACAAAAAUGUGACCUAUGUCAACCUGCUCUUCUGGUACCAGUUCUUCUGUGGGUUCUCAGGCAGCACAAUGAUAGACUACUGGCAGAUGAUUUUUUUCAAUCUCUUCUUCACCUCAAUGCCCCCUCUUCUCUUUGGAGUCCUGGAUAGAGAUGUUUCUGCAGAAACACUUCUAAGUAUGCCUGAGUUGUAUAAGAAUGGACAAAAUUCAGAGAUAUACAACCUAUCAACCUUUAUCAUUACAAUGUUGGAUGCCUUCUAUCAGAGCCUCAUUUGCUUCUUUAUUCCUUAUUUGACCUAUGAGGACUCUGACAUAGAUGUGUUUUCCUUUGGAAACCCCAUAAAUACCAUCUCCCUCCUGACCAUUCUCUUGCACCAGGCUCUAGAAAUGAAAACAUGGACCCUGUUCCACCUGGUAACGAUGAUCGGCAGUGUGGCGUUUUACCUGGUCUUCUCUCUGAUCUACAAUGCCUCCUGCGUGCUCUGCAACCCUCCUACCAAUCCCUACUGGAUUAUGGAGAAACAGCUUUCAGACCCCACCUUCUAUUUGCUGUGUCUUAUUACCCCCAUCAUCGCACUCUUGCCGAGGUUCUUCAUUUUUGCUCUGCGAGGAACCAUUGGAACUCCUCUGAUUCUGAAAGCACAGCAAAUAGAUAAACUUCCUAAAGGGCAACAGGAUCUUGAAAUCCAGAAAUUGAGAUCAAGAAAACAACCUAUUUCUGGUGCACGUGUAAUAUCACCUACAUCUAAUGAUGAUCUUGACCAAAACAUCAGCCACUUAUGUGUGUCACCAUUUUUACAUCCAGCAGCAGCAACAGUGUCUCACAGGGACACAGAAAGUCAGAGACUUUCAACAUCCAAAGUGAAUCAUCUCAGGAAAGAGACUCCUGAAGAAGGCUACUAUUUCUUUAAUAGGUGGGCAGAGGAAGAAUCUACUGCUACAGACCCUUCAGCAGGACCUUUCUCUGGCCAUUACCCCCUUGUACCCAGCAGGGUAACAACCCCUGGGCAGGACAGUGGCAAACUGUCUAAAGGUAAUGAAAACAAUUUUAACCAUGGAAGUCAUCGGCGAUCUGUUAGUGCAGUGACACUGUGAAGAAACAUUCAGAAAUGGGAUACACAGUCCGCAUGGAGAAGGAUACUAUAAGAAAAAUGAAAAAUCUAUUUAUACUUAACCAUGAUGCUCGCUACAAAAGGAGAGAGACAUGAGGGCUAGUACAAUAACAUCUGUAAUAAGUGACUUUUCCUAAGCGUGCAUGUAGUUUGUCAUUACGUAACUUCUUGAUCUUCCUGGUUUUGUCUCAUUAGAGGAAUGUUAAAUGAGCAUUACACAGUUUCUGAGAAAUGCACAAUUACUUUAUUUCAUCAAGGGAUAUUUUUCUUUCACAGUAAUUGGGAGUAAUUGUACUAGUAAUGUUUCGAUGUUAUUAUGCUGUUGAGGUAAUAGAGAAUCCAUUCUAUAUUAAGUCUUAGAGCAACACAUCCCACUCUAGUUUUUACUAUCAAAGUCUUAAAAAGACCUUACUAACUUAAAAAUUACAGUUCUGCCUGGAAAAUAUGUUACCUCUUGGUACUAAAGGUAUUUGCAGAAUAGCAGCAUUGGAAAGAAAUGACAGAAUGUUCCAGGUUUUAAUAUAUGGAAUUCAUCAGUAUAGCAAUAUCGAGUUUAUAGUCUGUUUCCCUGAACAGUAAGCUCACUAUUUUUAUGCAGCCAGUGUUUUGACCAUACUGUUAAGAAAAGAACAAAUGAAUUUAUGAAGUAGAAAAAUACAAAUACUGAACCACAAGAACUGAGAGAAUAACUCAGGGAGAAGUGGAGUCUACUUCAUACCUACAGAAGGAGAUAGAUAUAACAAGUCAAAUUCAAGGGUAUGUGUUCCAGAAUUCUAAAGUUGUCUCUACUUUUUCAUCUAGAAAUUCAGUUUCUUCUUUACAUUCUCUAUAUUAUUAUGUAGUGUUGCUGCAUUCAACCAAGUAUAAAUUAUGUUCCUCCCCACAGUUGGUUACAUGUAGUAGUUGAUGGAGAUUUCAGUAAUGAAGAUUAUGACAAGCAGUAUAUGAAGGUCACUAAUCACAUUGCAGUAAGUAAAUAGUGUAGAAUGACCAAAAUAUGCAUAAUACAUUCAUCCCUUUCAGUAUCUCAGAGCAACAAGAUGGAGGGGGGAAGAAAAUGUCACCAUCAUCACUACGUAUUGCAAUGCAAUGAAAGGUGACUGGUAUUUCUUAUAGAAAUGUUGACUACUAAGACCAUUUCCCAAGUUUUUCUUCACAAUGUGGGGUGAAAUCUGAACUUUUUAAAAUUCAAGCCAACUAUGCUUUUGUGAAUCUACCGCUGCUUCUGACUUAAGUAGGUUUUAGGCCUUUUUUAUACAUGCCAUAUUAAUUUGGCUAUUUACUAUCACAAUGUGUGAUCUGUUUCAUAACCUUAUAUUUAGAAAAUACUAAUUUAACUUCUGUGUGUUAUAAUAAUUACUGUAACUAAAGUCUUCAAGAUGUUACUUAAAAGCAACCAGGCGAAAUUGAGUAGCAUAUCUGCCACUGGGAUUUCUGGUAGCCACAGCAAGAGCAUACAUAGAGCUGUAAUUGUUAAAGUAUUAACUGUCAGUUGCAAAACAAUUCAGAAAGAGAUUUUUUUUGCACAAUAUACAAAAUGAAGGGAAUUAGGCAUAGCUGAGAUUAUUGUUAAUGGAGUGUGAGAUUGCUCAAAUGUUUGCCCGCUCGCUGGGAAUGGACCUUGGGUGACAAGACUUAAGAUGAAACCUGCACGAUUCACAGCCAUAUUCUUACAUUAAAUGGUCCAUUUCCUUUGAGCCUAAAGAAGAUGCCAAUUUCUUAUGCAUUUUAUUACAAAAUGUGAAGUGUUUUUGUAAUAAUAAAUGUAAUAUGGUCAUGAUUUGGUGUGCUGUUGAGAGGACAAAAACAGAGGCAGAAGAGUGGUUUUCCUAUGUCACCCAUGAGUGACAAACUCAUGUUUUCAGAGGUCACUCCUCUAUUUAAUAGACCAUUCCAGAGGAAUGCUUAUCACAAAAACCAGAUAACAAAUUUAUCUGAAUGCGCAAAGGGACUUAGCAUAUACGGGAAAGGGCUCGACAAGUUAUGCUUAAGCAAAUCUAGAAGACCUGUAGACAUUCCUGAAUUCAAAGCACCAAUUAGUUCCAUGUUUUCUCAUCACAGCUUCUGCAAAACUGUUCUACCAUGCAUUUUACCCUGACAGCUGGGCUUAGGUUCAGGAAUGGCACAUAGCUAAAGGAGGGCCCUUUAAGAAGGUGAAUGAAGGAAGGACUCCUUAUGAUCUCCUACAAAAUCACCCUUAAAAGCUCUAUGGUGAUGGAGGCCUCAGUAUAUUAAAGGAUGAAAUAAGUAGAAGACAGUCCGUAAGUCGCCUCCACACUGUGAGCAAAUAUAGUUAUUUCAGUUAAAGGAAAGAAUCCAGAUUUGAAUGGCUGCAUUAAGUAAUUCUACGGCUAGAACAACCUGUUAAUUCUGUUGUGGAAGAUGAUAACAAAACAGUUCAAUAGAUUAAUUUUCUUGGAGAUUUUGCAGCAUAGAGGAAAGGCAUUCCUGAUCCUCCAGGAGAGAGAAAGCUGAAACAAGCAGAAAAAAAAAAGGCAGCAUCAGGCAAGACCUGGCCUCUGCAUCCCAGCUGCCUCUACAGCUUUACAAAUCUCUCCCCUGAUACCCUACCUCCUGGGUGACAGCGCUACCAUCCCUCCUUCAAAGCAGAUGCUGACAUAGCUCAGGACCUAUAUUCACUCCUAAUCAGUGUGAUCUUUCCUAUACUCUUGGGUAAGCAGUAAUCAUGAACUAUUUCAUGUUAAAAAGAUGGUGAACAGGCACUUCCUUUUGAUCAUGAGCUGAAACCCCUUUGAGAAGUAGGAUCUAGAGCUAAAAAACAUGAUUUUUUCUUCCAGUUAAAGUAAACCUACAGUAAGAAAGCAAGCCCUCCAAAGAAUUUAUAUACAAGAGGGGAAGUGUAUUUACUAAAUGGGUUAUUUAGACCUAACUGGAAUUCCAAACUAGCUUUUUUUUUUAAUUAUUUCAAUGUAUAUUUAACAAUACUGUCAAGAUACAUGUUCCAUUAGUUCUAAUGGGAAUGAAUGCUUCACAACAGAACAGGAGUCUCACUUUACAAUGUAUCCUCUGAUGAUAGUCAAUAUUGCAUGUACUUGAACUAUAAAACACUAAAAUUAAUAGUGUUUUUAUGGAAUUAUUGCAUAUUCUUUUUUUUUCGGUAUAUGAUAUUAUCGUAGUAAGAAUACCGUAUAUGAAACAGUGCUUUGAGCUAUACAGAGUUAUAUCUAUGCGGCAUAUUGAAGGUGUCACGUCAUACAGAGGUGAACAGGAGCUGGAUUACCAGGUCUAUUUGUUGACUAACAGAUGCAAUGACAGGCUGCUUGCAACAGUCAGUGAAGAGCCAUCCAUCGUGUUCUCAACAGAAGUUGUUCAAGUUUUCGUAAUACAAGGUGAGGGAAAUGCAUACCCAUGUCUACACUUUGUUUUGUGUCUUAGCACAGCAAGAUGGAGAUGUGGUCUUUGAAAGUUACAGUUGAUUAUCUGCUUGAUAUCAGUAAUAGCUGUUCAGUCUAAAAUCCAGAAUUAUUCAGGUGGGGUAAAAGGAAGAAUCCAGUUCGUUGUCUUUCCUUCUAUUUCUCAGAAAUACAAACUCAGGUUUAAAUUAUCUAGAGAUAGGUUUGCAUCGUGCUCUAGCACAGAAACCACUUUUCCCAAGGAUGAAUUACGUAUAUUUUGUCACUCUGUUGGCUGAUGCUGCAAUGUUUAAUUCAUUUGUUUGAUUGCAGUUUGAGGUGGUGUGCCAGUACAGAGCUAUUUGCUUUAGGGGCAAGGUGACUGCAGGCAGGAUGUGGCAUGAUUAGGUACUUGUAAGCAGCACUGAUGAGUAAAAACAUAAACGUGGAGACAAGAGGCUCUUGAAGAUAAUGAUCACAGAGGGUGGGAUUUAGAAAGCUGACCAAAUAACACUGAAGUUCUAUAAAGUACUUUUGACAUUGCCAGUGAUUGGAACUUGCUGCAGUUAUCAGUACAUGAGAAAACUGUGAGCAGAACUUGCUGCCCUGCUCUUUAAUUUAGCACCUGAUUAUUCUCAGCUACAUAAACAAGACUGAGACUGAA
Molecule: messenger RNA, 8593 nt
Organism: Melopsittacus undulatus (budgerigar)
Lineage: Eukaryota; Metazoa; Chordata; Aves; Psittaciformes; Psittaculidae
Gene: ATP10B
Product: ATPase phospholipid transporting 10B (putative)
Exons: 21
Coding region: 129-4559 (1476 amino acids)
Biological process (GO): phospholipid translocation
Cellular component (GO): plasma membrane
Molecular function (GO): ATP binding; magnesium ion binding; ATPase-coupled intramembrane lipid carrier activity
Source: RefSeq, a predicted model, not a curated record